Molecule: messenger RNA, 1366 nt
Organism: Hippocampus comes (tiger tail seahorse)
Lineage: Eukaryota; Metazoa; Chordata; Actinopteri; Syngnathiformes; Syngnathidae
Product: CEA cell adhesion molecule 6
Exons: 6
Coding region: 163-1134 (323 amino acids)
Source: RefSeq, a predicted model, not a curated record
UCCUGGGUGUUUUUCAAUGUUUCUCUUCGGUGUGUGUGUUGUUUGUCCCCUCGAACUUGUGUUGUCUUUGCUGGGUUUUCAUGAGAAGGGGGUGGAGGGCUUGUUGAGCAUAAAAGAGGAGGAAGCGAGCGGCCUCCUCUUGUUUGUGACUUGACGUGCCGCAUGGCCAUGGACAGCAGGCUGCUGUGGAGCGCCUCCAUCGUCUUGAUUCUAGCAGGCGCGUGCACGGCGCAGAACGUGCUCCCGCCGGGCCCGUUGAGCGGCGCCGUGUCCGGCAGCGUGACCUUCAGCACCGCCCUGCGACCUCCCGAGCGCCCCUUCCUCUCUGUCAGCUGGACCUUCAAAGGCACCAACGUCAUCACCUCCACUGCCAACGGAGACCUGCCCGGGGACGGUUACGGCAACCGGAUCAGCCUGGACCGGACCACCGGGAGCCUGCAGCUCAGGGGGCUGACGGCGGCUGACAGCGGGGAGUACGUGGUCACCGUCAUACCGCAGGGGGAGAGCCAGAAACAGGGCAAGAUCGUGCUCAACGUUUACGUGCCGGUCUCGGGCGUGACCGUGCGAGGUCCGGAAACCACCCUGAUCGAAGACCAGCACUCGGCCAGCGUCACGUGCGAGGCCUCGGGCUCGGUCCGCGUCCGAGCGUGGACCAAGGACGGGCGCCCCGUCCGUGCCGGGCCCACCGUCACCUUGUCUCCAGACAAUGUGACCGUCUCCAUUCAACCCGUCCGUAGCCACGACGGCGGCGUCUACCGCUGUCGCGUCAGCAACCCCAUCAGCUCCGCCACGGCUGCCUUCAACCUCACCGUCAACUUUGGACCGUAUAACGUAUCAAUUGUGGGACCCUCGGCGGCCCCGCCGGGCCGCACGGUGACGCUGCGUUGCAUGGCGCACUCUUUGCCGCCGGCCGACUUUGGCUGGGAGUUCAACGGCACCAGCGUCAACGGCUCCUCGUAUGUGGUCCAGCACCUGGAUGAGCAAAGCGAGGGCAACUACACGUGUACGGCGAGAAAUGCGGUGACUCGCCGUGAAAAGUCCACCAAUCUGUACCUGAGAGCGUCCUGCAUCACCCCCUGCUGGUCGGUUUCAGUGAUGCUGCUGAGUGCAACCAGCCUCAGGUGGUUUAUGUAGCCUACUACAAGAUAACCAGAAUCGAUGAGUCGGCUUAGGACAGAGGAUCUUUAUUAAAAAGACUUUGCAGGAAGUGUUGCCAUGGAGACACAAGUAAAGAAUUUGAACAAUCUACAGUCCUGCCAACAUUGCAUUUGGCUCAAGGAUUCAUAAGUGCGACUGUGAAUAUCAGUUGCACCAACGCUGCACUUAUUAAUCUUGUCUAAAAUAAAUGUGCUUAUUAUGCACGCAA